CAGAAUGCUUCAGCUCAGAGUUAUUUACAGAGAACUUUCAGGAUUACCACAUUCAAUGAAAUCAAAUCUGUUUUGCUUCACUGUGUGCCAGUAUAUUCCCAAUCACAUAUCUAUUUUGAAGGGUCCUUCAAUCAGAGCUGCACUUGAGUGAAUACAGAUUCAAGAGUCUGUGGUCGGUGGUCACAUCAGAAAAGUGUAAUUUAUGUGUGGCAUUUCUGUAAUACAUGUUUGGUGCUUGUUCACACUUGCCCCAACCAUUGUCAAGUUUGCUGGCUACUGUACUAUAGGAACAAGGUGGCUGUUGACUGCCAUUGGCAGAGAUACAUUUCCUCCAAUACAGCUGCUGUCUGUGUUGCCCAAUACUCAGACAGCAGGACUUGUCUCUUCACAUUCUCUCAGCUCAACUUUCAAGCUAGAUAGUAACAGCUGCCUCUGGCCAUCAUUUUUGUCCUUAAUUGUGAAUUGGGUUUUUUCCAGCUAUCCAAUUCUUUGAAAAAAAGUUGCAGGGUUGGGUUUUUGUUUGUUUUGUUUUGUUUGCUGAGAGAAUGAGGAUUUUCAUAGCCUUUGAGGGAUCUUUUGAACCAUUUGAUGUUUCAGCAGAUGAAACUGUGGAGGCUGUCAAGCUGAUAAUAAAGGAUUAUUUCCACAUUCCUCUCUCUGAAGAUGAACAUGGCAGGUGGUAUCUGGAGCUGAUGUAUGCUGGAGCAGCUCUAAAGGACAGCUGGAGUCUUGCUGAUGUUGGAAUAUCUCUUGGCUCAACUCUCAAAUGCUUUGUUAAGGAAGAAGACAAGCCAACUCUCUAUGUGUUUAAUGCUAUGACACAAGAGACAAUGCCAAUGAUGGAGAACAUUUCCCUUCUUGGUAAAAAAGUAUCGGAUCUGAGAACACUGGUAGCUCUGAGCUGUGGCUUUCCUGUGAGUGUCUUCUGUCUUCGAACCCCAAAGGGACUGGAGAUGUAUGACUGUAACACCCUCAGGAACUACCAGAUAGACAUCGGCACAACACUUUGUUUGGAUGUCUGGGAUGGAUGGAAGGAAUUUCUGAUGGGUUGUCUUCUGGGACAAAAACUUAAAGUCCAAUGCUAUUUAUCAAAUGAAGGACCAGUACUCAAGUAUCAGAAAAAGGUAGCCCUGUACAUCGCGGCCUUUUACGGGUACAUUGAGCUCACUGAAUGGGCCCUCAAACAGGGCGUGCGGCCCGAAGAAGCUGUCGGUGUUCACCCCUACUGAGCAUGGUGCCAUGAAGCCCUCCAUGCAGAUGUCUCUAAAUGCCCCAUUCAUGCAGCUGCAGAAGCUGGCCAACUGUUGAUUCUGAAGGCCUUUGUCAACUGCAGCGUGCUGUGCCUGGAAUGUAAAAAUGCAGCGGGACAAAUUCCCCUGACCAGCCUUAAACACAAGCAUAAAGAUUGUGUAUUAUAUUUAUUGAGUAAAAUGUGGUCCACAGUUUCUUUUCCAAAAAUUUCAGUCCCCAUGAGGAUUUAUAUUAAAAUAAAACAAUGGGUCCUCAGAGCUCAGAGUCACAACCUUAAUAAAAGCCAGCUUUGUGGAGCAAGGGUCUUUGGGGCAAAAGUUGGAGACAUCAUGAUGGUGGAUGGUUUCACCACACCAAAAAUGACCUCCAAAAGCUGGCAUAAGGCUAGGUACAAGGACUCGCAAAGCUCUGUGUGCAAGCUACCACCUCAACGUGAAGAAACUGCAAGCAGGAAACCGGUCAAUCCUUUGGCAAUUUCACAGCAGGAUACAAGACAACAAACCUUGAAAUUGCCUCCACUGGUAGAUGCAAAUACAUUCUCUGAAUUACAAAGACAACAACAAAAUCAGAAAAAAAUUACUGCAACAGCUAGGAAAAAAGAAAAGCUCAUAAAAAAUACAGAUCUCCCCCAAGCCCCCCUCCCUCCAGUUUCAAGAGUGGGCUAUUCACACCCAUCUUUUUACUAUACAACACCCAGUGCUGCCUUUUUACUCAAAUCCUCCUUUGCCUAUUUCUCAGAGCACAGUGGUUAAGACUCCAAGGAGAUCGCCAUCUACUGCUUAGCCGUGGCCAGUGCCUUUAAAGAGAAACGAUGGCUUCAGCAGUUGGGAAUAGCAAGAGUUCUAGCCAAAAAGAGCAUUUCUAACCUGACUACACAAGAAGACCUAAUAGCACGUGAAAAUCCUCCCAAAAUUGUGCUUUGAAAAGUCAUGACAAUCUCAAUUUGGGCAAAGACCUGUUUCUACUUCUCUGAUUAAAUUUUUCAUCUGUCAUCUAAUGUUUUGGACAUAUUAUUCAUAGUUAUUUUGGAGUCCAGGCCUAAUAACUCUAUUAUCUAUACUUCCUUCAUUCAGAUCUUAUUCCUAUUUUUUUAUUACCUAAUAUAUUCCAUUCUAUGGAUACACCAUAAUUUACCUGUUCAACUAAAUGUAUAUCUGGGCUCCAGUUUAUGUUAUUGUGAAUAAAACUGCUAUGAACAUUAUUGUAAAGGUCUUUUCCUGGACAUAUGCUUUCAUCCCUCUUGGGCAAAUACUUAGGAAUGGAAUUGUUGGAUAAUAGAGUAAAUGUACAUUUAAAAUUGUAAGAAAUUGCAUAAUAGUUCUCUGAAGUAGUUUUAUGAUUUUAUACUCCAUUAACAAUGUACAAAUGUUAAGGUUGCUCCACAUACUAGUCAAAAUUUUGUCAUCAGUGUUUUUGAUUUUGUUAUUCUAGUGGGUUUGAAAUGGCAUCUCGUUGUGGUAUUAAUUUGCAUUUCCUUGAUGACUAAUAAUACUGAAUGCUUUUUCAUGUACUUAUUGGUCAUUUGUAUAUCUUCUUUGUGAAGUAUCACCUCAAGAGUUUUGCCCAUGUAAAAUAUUGGGUUAUUCAUCUUUUUUUAAAAAGAUUUUAUUUUAAAAUCUUUAAAAAUAAAGGGUUUUUUUUUU
Molecule: messenger RNA, 2894 nt
Organism: Canis lupus familiaris (dog)
Lineage: Eukaryota; Metazoa; Chordata; Mammalia; Carnivora; Canidae
Gene: ANKUB1
Product: ankyrin repeat and ubiquitin domain containing 1
Molecular function (GO): protein binding
Source: RefSeq, a predicted model, not a curated record